AUGGAUGGCGGCAGCGGGCUUAAUAUCAUUUACACCGACACAUUGGAGGCAAUGGGCAUCGCGAUGACUCGGCUUAGCAAGAGCAACAUGCAGUUCCAUGGGGUAAUCCCUGGGAAGAAAGCCAAAUCACUCGGUCAGAUCGCCCUCGACAUCAUAUUCGGCGAGGAGAAGAACUUCCGAAAGGAAUGGCUGACUUUCGAGGUGGUGGACUUCCAGAGUGCUUACCAUGCCAUCUUGGGUAGGCCUGCCUGCGCACCUUUCAUGGCCCAUCCAUGUUACGUGCAUCUUAAGAUUAAGAUGCCAGGGCCGAAUGGUGUGAUCGCUAUCACAGGCAAUCGCAAGUUGGCUGAAGAGUGCCUCCAAAAGGGCUCCCAGAUUGCUGAUGAGCAGAUGGCGAUGGCCGAGCUAGACGAAUAUAAGAAGGCGGUGGACGUAAGUGAGUUUUUGAAGUCCAAGAAGCGGAUUGUGGAAUCUGCUUUCCAGUCGGCCGGGGAAACGAAGCCGGUGCACAUCCAUCCCGAAGACCCAAACGCUGCCCCAUCCAACAUUUCCACCACCCUCGAUAGCAAAUAG
Aegilops tauschii subsp. strangulata is the source of this 573-nucleotide messenger RNA. RefSeq lists its product as uncharacterized. The record is from RefSeq and is a predicted model, not a curated record. NCBI's taxonomy places the organism in Eukaryota, Viridiplantae, Streptophyta, Magnoliopsida, Poales, Poaceae.